AUGAAAGAAAAAACAAUUAAACGACUUGUUCUUCCCAUGAGGGUUUUUACCUUUUUUCUAUUAGUUUACCCCUGGAAGAAAUAUUCUUUCGAGUCACCUACCUUCGGUAAAUCUUUCAAUACAGGAUGCAACCCAAAAAAUGUUCCAACCAUGCAAUUAGGCAGAAUACUAACCGGAGACACCACCACGGUACAGUCUCCACCCAUGUAUACCAACCUAAAGGACAAACUAAUGAACACAUCUGAUGAGAGUAGCACCGAUUUGUUUAGCAAACGAUUGAACGCGCUAAUACAAGAUGAAAAUUUUAGAAAACAAUAUGAACGCCUCUUCCAAAGCAAUGAAUUCACGCAGAUUUUUUCCGACAUGAUCCUUGAUCAUGAAAAAUUAAAAAAAAAGGGUGUGCUAAAUGGGUCUCAUUUUAUGAAUAAUGAUGCCAGCUCAGACUGGGCAGAAGCCAUAAAAAAACUUUCCUUUUCCUCAGAUAGGAAAGAUGCUGCAGGAAAGUUUACGCAUCCUAAUAGGAAAAAACGCUCACGAAACUUUGACCAAUCAGACGAAUCUCUUAAUUUGGACUAUUUUGAUGAUGACUGCGCCCAUGUUGAUGAUAACCUAUCCACAUUUACUGGCAGUGUGAAAAGUCUCUUUGAACGAGAACAACAGAUUAGAUUUCCCCAUCAUCGUCAUCAUCAUAAUUAUUAUGACGAUGACUAUGUUGAUGAUGACCUAACCACAUUUACUGGCAGUGUGGAAAGUCUCUUUAAAAAAGAGCGAGAUCAUUUCCAUGAUGACCUAACCACAAAUUUUGGUAGUGUGGAAAGCAUUUUUAAAGAGGAACAAACCACAGUUCCCCAUAACAACAUUGGCAGUUUUGAUGAUGACCUAUCUACAAAUUAUGGUAGUACUGACAGCAUUUUUAAGGAGCAACAAACCACAAUACCCCAUCAUCGUCACCAUCACCAUUAUUAUGACGAUGACAUGUCUAGGAACUUUGGCAGUGUGGAGAGUAUUUUUAACGAACCAAAUGAUGGCUAUGAUGUUGCUUAUGUUCACCAUGAUUAUGCUGAUAACGUGUCUACGAACUUUGGCAGUGUAGACACUCUUUUUAAAGAACAGAGAAGAUUUUCUUAUGACGAUAGGAGAGUUAAUCCAUCCGUUGGCACUUGCUCAUGCAAGAGUGAAUAUACUGGUACGGACUACUACGAUUCGUAUGGGAAUCUCUACCAUGUAGUGGACCAAAAUAAUGAACAUGAACGAGCAAAGGCACAAGCAGGAGUACAUUUGCCCAUGCUGGAUGAACAUUUUAUAGAAGAAUAUAAAUACUGUAACAUUCCUACAAUUUUACACAAGAGAAAUAGUGUAAAGCAGAAAAUAUACAAACAUAUACCAUGGAUGCGUAAAUUUUUUAACAAAAUGGAUGCCAAGGUCGAGUCAGAAAUUAUGCGUUAUUUGGACAUUAAGGAGAGAGAAAAACAAAAUUACCCAGUCAGAAAAGUAAAAGGGACACAAAAACUUUUUAAUUUUCUUAGCAAGUACAGAGUGUUUGUCCCUCUUGAUGUGUUCGGAACACUUCCCGUGAUACUUUUAGUAUUCCUACUAACAUUGGAAUUCAUUGCCACGUUUUCCUUACUGCCCCUUAUGACCAUUGCUUUGGUUUGUGGUGGAUAUAGUCGCCUGGUAUCUUAUUACAAACGGAAAGUAAAGAAAAUGAGACACAUAAGGAAACAUAUAAAAAAAUUAAGUACCAUGAGAAAUAAGGACGACGAAUAA
Molecule: messenger RNA, 1767 nt
Organism: Plasmodium coatneyi
Lineage: Eukaryota; Apicomplexa; Aconoidasida; Haemosporida; Plasmodiidae
Exons: 2
Coding region: 1-1767 (588 amino acids)
Source: RefSeq, a predicted model, not a curated record